UCGCUUCUCUGAUCAUCCACGCGGAUUCAAAACCCUAAUAUGUUUGUUUGAUCGGAUUCUAUGCCAGUAAUCUCCGGACUGUAAUUUGUUUUUGUUAUUGUUUGCCUGCCGGGAAAUAAGGAGGAGGCAAGGAAUACAAUCGGCUUUUAACAUUCUUUGCUUCCGUCAGCUAUGGAGCAAGAAAAUAACAAAAAUGAAGCUGACACUACUGCAGACUUGGCAAGAUCAGAACCAUCUGAAAAGAAAAGCUCAAAUUUAUCGAAGGCCAAAACUGAUGUUGCCAAGAAGUUCCUGAAGAAAAGAAAAGCAAAUAAUACUUCUGAGGUCCAGGAAAAGGAAAAAGAAGAAAAGUGUGAGCAUAUCAGAAGGCAGUAAAGCAAUCGAAAAUGAUGUGAUGAAGUUAAAUUCAACGGAAGAAAACCAGCAAAAGGAUGCUACCACGAGUGUGGAGCACGUAGAAAACAACCAGCAGAUCCAAAAGAAUGAUGAAAAUACAAGUGCAUCAGAUAGCAAGGAAAAGGUUACAAAAUCAAAUUACACUCCCAACAAACGAAGAAGUGGCGAGGAACCUGGCCUUUCAAACAAAAAAUCGAAGAAUGAAGAAAAGCGAGAGGGUAAUAAAGGAGGGAAGCGAAAUGAACAUAAGGAAAAGGAAAGUAUUUCAAUGAAGAAUAACACAAGUGACGACAAGCGAGAUGGUAAGGGAACACAAGAAGAACCUAAAAAGAAAGAAAAGAUUGAUGGUCUAAUAUUUAUGUGCAAUGCAAAGACCAAGCCAGAUUGUUUCCGAUAUCAUGUAAUGGGGGUAUCAGGUGGCAAAAAAGAUCUUGUUCUGGGCAUUAGGCCGGGGAUUAAGCUUUUUCUCUAUGAUUAUGAUCUCAAGCUUUUGUAUGGGAUUUAUAAGGCAUCCUCAUCUGGUGCCAUGAAGCUUGAACCGAAGGCUUUUGGUGGGGCUUUCCCUGCUCAGGUGCGUUUCAGUGUACAUGCUGAUUGUUUUCCUCUGCCAGAGAGCAUUUUCAAGAAAGCAAUCAAGGAAAAUUAUGAUGAAAAUAACAAAUUCAAAACUGAACUUACUGCUAGACAAGUUCGGAACCUCACAGAACUUUUUCGACCAGUUCCAGUUCAAUCAACUGCACCAGCUUUUCAUUCCUCAUCAAGGGUGGCAGCUCACAUGAUCGAGCGAUCUGAAAAAAGGGAGGCUCAUGAUCGACCAAGGGAAGCAAGGCUUCCGUCACACAGGGAAGCUUCUCUUAGAGAUUAUGCAUCUCAUGAAAGGGUUCAGCGAAUUGCACAUCGAGAGUUGGCAUCUACUAAGAGGGAGAAUGGUCAUCGCGAUUUAUACCUUAGUGAGAAGGAAUACAGGGCUUAUGGUCUUCUGGGAGAGAGAAGAAACUUGAGCCCUCAGCAUCAUAUCGCUCCUACAUUAACAUCUUACCUGGGAGAUCACAGAGAGCCACCUUUGCGACGACCAGAUACAGUAUACAGGGAACCUGUGCCUUCCCAGAGAGACACAAUUCGCUCUGAACCGCUUUACUUGACUGAGAGAGAAUAUCAGACGUAUGAUUUAGGUGCUACACGAGCAAUGCAUCCAACAGUUUCUGCAGCAACUGCAAAUACAUCUGUAGCUGGUGCUUCCAUCUUGGACCCCUAUAUUACAGAUCCAUAUUAUAGCCGUUAUUCUGGUGAUGCAUUGGUGGAUGCUUAUCUACCACGUCCGAGAGAGGCUCGACUGACUGAAACAGAUCUUUUGAGGAGAAGAGAAAGCAACCAAGCAGAUAGAUUAUACGCCGCACAUCCUUCUGACAUUUUAGUAGAUCAUAGCCAGAUGUAUCGUCAUCGAGACGGUAAGCCUGCUGCUGCUUCUACGUCAGUUUCGUCCCGGUAUUCUUUUGGUGGUCCAUCAUUGUCUUAUCGCUGAGAGUCAUCGGUCACAUAUCGCUAACUCAAGACAUGCUCUUUCGAAAUUAAUGAUAUAUUUUCCUAUUGUCUGCAUGCAUGCUGUUGAACUAAAAUAAGCUACUCUGUUAAAUGGUUUAUCAUGCAUGAUUAGGAUAUAGCAAUUUGCAAGUCAGUACUUUCGGAAGCUAUCUGAUUGUGGUUGGAUAUCUCGUCGGAACCUUUUUGCCAACCUAUGUAAUCGGCCUUUUUGCUAAUACACUGUUUUGGCCG
Molecule: messenger RNA, 2169 nt
Organism: Hibiscus syriacus
Lineage: Eukaryota; Viridiplantae; Streptophyta; Magnoliopsida; Malvales; Malvaceae
Exons: 4
Coding region: 395-1918 (507 amino acids)
Source: RefSeq, a predicted model, not a curated record